AUGGAGCUAGGAAAGGCAAAGCUUCUGAGAACUGGCCUUAAUGCCUUAUACCAAGCAAUUCACCCUGUGCAUGGUAUUGCCUGGACGGAUGGGAAGCAGGUGAUCCUGACUGCUUUACACCUUCAUAACGGAGAACCGAAAUUUGGGGACUCGAGUGUUGUCGGUCAGUUCGAACAUGUCCACGGGCUCUACUGGGGCCCGUGCCCCCCUGAUGCCCCGGCUCUGCUCGCUGUUCAGCACAAGAAGCACAUCACCAUUUGGCAGCUCUGUUUUAACGUCACGGAAAGAAAUAAGCUCUUAGUUUCUCAGAUAUGCGACAUCAGCGAGCCGUUCCCCGUGCUCCCCCAAGGCUGCGUGUGGCACCCCAAGAAGGAGAUCUUGGCCGUGCUGACCACCCGGGAUGCCUCGGUCUUACACUCUGUUCAUCUCAACAACUCCAGGAUUAAAGCCGAUAUUAAAGGCAGCGGUCUCAUCCACUGCGCCUGUUGGACGAAGGAAGGCAGUCGCUUAGUGGUGGGGGUGGGCAGUGCCCUUCAUUCUUACAUUUGGGAUGAUGCUCAGAAAACGCUGAAUGCUUGUUCUUUUUGCCCGGUCUUUGAUGUGGGAGGCUACAUCUGCGCUGUGGAAGCUACGCUGAGUUUCCAAGUGGCUGUUGCCACCGAGCUUCCUCUAGACAAGAUCUGUGGCUUAAAUGCUGGUGCUGCAUUUGAAGUUCCUUCGAGCGUUGAAACAGAGUCCUUCCCCUCGCAGUCCAGCUUGUGCGGGGAGGAGGAGUAUUCCAUGGAUGGGGGGAAGAGGUCGCUGGACUGUGAGAAGCCCUUGUCUGUUGUGACAUCUCCCGUGGAUCUAACUCACAUACUUUCUAGCAAGCAAGGUGCUGAUUCCAGUCCUCUUCUUCAUCUGAGGCCCAAGGACUACCUAACGGGAAGUGGCCAAGAUUCUUCGCAUCUCAUCUUGGUGACUUUUGAGAGAAAGGUCACCUCUACCAAAAAAGUUAGCAUCCCGGGCAUUCUGGUCCCUGAUAUAAUGGCUUUUGACCCCAAAACUCAAACUGUGUCGGUUGCCUCCAAUACUUGUAACGUUAUUUUAGUCUAUUCGCUGACUUCAUCCACUUUACCCAAUAUUCAACAAAUUCAGCUAGAGAAAAAUGAGAAACCAAAGGGUUUGUGCUUCUUGACCAAUAAAUUGUUACUGAUAUUGGUUGGAAGACAAAAAUUCAGUGACCCUGCAUUUCUUCCCUCUUCAAGGUCAGACAAGUACAUGAUCCGGUUGAUGAUUAAGGAACUCGUAUUUGAAGUGGGUCCUUCAACAUCUGGCUCAGUUAAUGGGAGCUCCCAUUUGAACCUUUCACACGUACCUCAUGAUCUUGCUGCAGACGUUCACCCUCUCAGCCGUGGACUCUUGAUACCGGAUCGUGCUGCCAUGCAGUCCCCUACCAGCAGAAGGAAACUCAUUGAAGAAAUUAAGAGUCCUGUUUAUGAGCAAAGCUUGUUGAACAUGAGUGACCUCAAAGAUAAAAAGGUUUCCAUUCAUUUUCCUCCAGUUGUUGAGCCUCUCGAUGCCGAACCAGUUAAUCGGACUGUGGCACUGUCUGCCGCGUCGCUGGCCUUUCCUAACAAGCCAACAUCUCCAAAAAGGCAGGCGGAUGCAGCUUCCAAAAUACCAAAUUCUUACAAGAAUAACCUAUUAAGUGAAAAGGAGGCAAGUUACUUUUCAAAAAACGUGGAAAAACUGUCUGGUAACUUCACAGAAUUACAGCAUCAUCUCUGUGAAUUAACUGAGCUGCUAAAAUCUGGGAAGAGAAAUCUUCCAGCGUACCCAUCUUCACAGGAGCCCUCUUUUAUUCACAUCACCUGCCAGAAGCAGCUUUCCAGGAGCGAUGCAGAUGAAAGACGAGCUGUUAUUCUCUGUGGUGGUAAACUCCGUCUCAAUAUAGUCCAGCAGCUAUUCAGUCUCUCUCUUGUAGAGAUGCAGCACGGUUCAUCUUGGAUUGUUCUCACAGCGGACAGCGAGGGCUUUGUUCCGCUGACGUUUACGUCCCUGCAGGAGGUGGUCGUACGAGAUGCCAGUGCGAAAGGCUACAGCGCCCGUUCUUCCAAAACUUUGGACAUCAUCAGCUCUACAGAAGGGUGUAGGCCCGCUUCUUCUGAAAGCCUGGACAUCACAAGUUCUUUGGAAGUCCUCAGAGACUGCUCCUCCAAGGCUUUAGACAGCAGCAGUGCUUCCGAACAACCCAGCAGUAAAAUGUGA
Messenger RNA from Leptosomus discolor (cuckoo roller), 2250 nucleotides. RefSeq names its product WD repeat and coiled-coil-containing protein. The record is from RefSeq and is a predicted model, not a curated record. NCBI's taxonomy places the organism in Eukaryota, Metazoa, Chordata, Aves, Leptosomiformes, Leptosomidae. Gene Ontology annotation, molecular function: kinase binding.